Molecule: messenger RNA, 267 nt
Organism: Macrosiphum euphorbiae (potato aphid)
Lineage: Eukaryota; Metazoa; Arthropoda; Insecta; Hemiptera; Aphididae
Source: the annotation of a GenBank genome assembly
AUGUAUUUACCGACAUUGGUUCCAUAUGUUAUAAAAUGCAUGAAACUUUUACCUCUAUGGUCAGGUAUCAUGGUUCCAAUAUAUGGAUAUGGUGAUGAAACUGCAAGUUCUGCCGCAGUCGAGUCGAGUUUCAAAAAACUUAAAACUGUGACAUUCAAACAAGACAAUUUACCGAUUACAAUUGAAGACUUUUUACCACGUCAUAUUUAUUCACUACGAGGAGCAUCCCUAAUUCUCUCAACAAAAACUUCAAGUACAAUAAAUUGA